AUGUUACAGACGGGUCGAAUUGAUAACCAAAUAUCUUCAAAGUCCAUCGAGCAAUUAAAUGAAUUAGAAGAUACUAUACGCCAGUUACAACUAUCUGUUAAAGAUUUUGAUAAUAAUAAGCACAAACAACAACAACAACAACUAUCAAAAGUGAAUAUAGAACCAGAUGUGUUGAUAAAUAAGUCUAAAAUAAAAUAUAUUGAUCAUGAAACGGACAAAAAAUGGCAUGAAAAUAUUAAUGAAACAGCAGAAGAUAAUCCUCAAUGCGCAUGGCGUGCUUCAUCACCGUUAAACACGACAUUUGAGAUACGUCAGUUAUAUGAAACAUUACCAUUUGAUGAUGUCGAUGGUGGUGUGUGGAAACAAGGAUUUGCUAUAACCUAUAAAGAAUCUCAAUGGAGUCAAGAUAAUAAAUUAAAAGUUAUUUUAAUGCCACAUAGUCAUUGUGAUCCUGGUUGGCUGUACACAUUUGAAGAAUAUUUUGGUCGUGCAACAAAAUCUAUUAUCGAUACAAUCUUAACAGCUUUAUCAUCAAACUCAAAAUAUAAAUUUGUUUGGGCUGAAAUAUCUUAUUUAAAUUUAUGGUGGGAACAAGCAUCUAUUGACAAACGUGAAUUAUGCAAAAAAUUAAUUAACAAUGGACAAUUAGAAAUUGUUACAGGAGGAUGGGUAAUGAAUGAUGAAGCAAACACUCAUUACUAUGCAAUGUUAAAUCAGUUAAUCGAAGGUCAUCAAUGGAUUGAUAAUCAUAUAGGUGAAGUUAAGUUAAAAAGUGCUUGGGCAAAUGAUCCGUUUGGUUAUAGUCCAACAAUGGCAUAUCUUCUUCAACGUACAGGAAUUCAACAUAUGGCGAUUCAACGUGUUCAUUAUCAUCUAAAAAAAGCUAUGGCAAAGGAGAAAAAGUUAGAAUUUUUAUGGAGACAAGCGUGGGAUCGCUCUUCUAGUACAGAUAUCUUAUGUCAUGUCAUGCCAUUUUUUUCGUACGAUAUUCCGCAUACAUGUGGUCCAGAUCCAAAAGUAUGUUGUCAAUUUGAUUUCAAACGAGAGCUUAUCUCUGAUAUAGCAUGUCCAUGGGGUGUACCACCCGUGAAAAUUACAAAGAGCAACGUUGAAGAACGUGCUUCACUAUUACUUGACCAAUAUCGAAAAAAAUCUCAAUUGUAUGAAACAAAUGUAUUAUUCAUACCAUUAGGUGAUGAUUUUCGUUAUGUUGGUGCAAAUGAGGCGGCGCAACAAUUUAAUAAUUACGAUAAAUUAUUUAAUUAUAUGAAUAAUCGAACAGAUUGGCAUGUGGAUGCUCAGUAUGGUACACUCAGCAAUUAUUUUGAACAACUUCAAUUAUCGAAGAAAAAAACAGAAUUUCCUUCUUAUGCUGGCGACUUUUUUACGUACGCUGAUAGAAAUGAUCAUUAUUGGAGUGGAUAUUAUACAUCAAGGUCAUUUUUCAAACGUUUAGAUCGAAUUGUUGAAUCUUAUUUAAGAGCAACAGAAAUUCUAUUUGCUGUUGUUAAUUUGAAAACAUCUGAACAUAAAAUAGAUGAAGAACAUUUUCCAAAAGACAGAUUCUACACGAUGUUAUCAACAGCCAGACGAAAUUUAGCAUUGUUUCAACAUCAUGAUGGUAUAACGGGAACAGCUAGAUAUCCUGUGGUCAAUGAUUAUGGAAAAAAACUAUUGGCAGCUAUUCGUUCAUGUUAUCGAAUAAUUGAAGAAUCAGUUUCAUUUCUGAUAUUAGAUAAAUCUUAUUCAUAUUCAACAAAUCAAAAUUUGUUGACAAUGGAUAGUUGGAUGGAUAGAUAUGACACACUACCCCAGAGAAAAUUAAUUACAAUGAAAACUGAUCUAAAAACUUUACAUAUUUUCAAUCCAACAGAUCAACGUCGUAUAGAAAUUGUUAAAGUAAUAAUUGAUGACUACAAUAUUCGAGUAUCAUAUCGAAUAUCAGCCACCUCAGUUACUCCCAUUCGAUGUCAAAUUGAUCCAAAAUGGGCAGGAAAACGCUCAAAUGAUUUUAUAUCAAAUCAAUUCGAACUUUUAUUUCUUGUUGAUAUUGAACCAUAUACAAUAAAAUCAUACAUUAUUCAAUAUACAAACGAUAAUCCAUGUCCAAUGUCAAAACUUGAAUAUACUGAUGAGAAAAAUAUACCAGCAUCGAUUAGUCCGUUUCAAUUGACAUCAUCAACAGGAAAAGUGAUUAAAAUUGAAAAUGAUUAUUUGACUUGUAAGUUUUCCAAACAUGGUGUAUUGCUUAGUAUUCAACAACUACAGGAAAAAAUGAGAUUUAAUGUCAAUGUCAUUCGUUAUGGAACAAAUCCAUCUUCAAACAGUGGUGCUUACUUAUUUUUACCCGAUGGUCCUGGACAAGAAGUGCCAGCAAGUUCAAAAAAUAUAAUUGUUCGUGUUCAACAUGGAAAUUUAGUGAGUCGUGUGGAUGUUUUACAUGAACUUUAUGGUCUUCAAUAUAAAUUAGCAAAUAUAAAUGGUUUGGAUGGGCGAAUUCUUGAAGUAGGUGCUACAACGUUUUUAACAAUUGAUCGAGAUAUUGAACUCGCACUACGUUUUUCAACAAAUAUUAAAAAUGAUCAAGUAUUUUUCACCGAUUUAAAUGGUUUUCAAAUGAUUCGUCGUAAAACAUACAAAAAACUACCGUUACAAGCCAAUGUUUAUCCGAUGUCAGCAAUGUCCUUUAUUCAAGAUAAUCAACUACGUAUGACAAUCAUUUCAGCUCAACCAUGUGGAGUUGCAAGUCUGAAUACGGGACUUCUGGAUGUAUUUCUCGAUCGUCGUUUGUUGAGGGAUGAUGGUCGUGGUUUAGGUCAAGGCGUUCUGGAUAAUCGAGAAAUAGUUAGUGUUUUUAAAAUUCUUAUUGAAAACCGUAAAGAUACAUUGAGUGUUGAUAAGAAUUCUCUUACUGGUUAUCCAUCGUUACUUGCACAUCAUUUAUCAAUGCAGUUAUUGUAUCCAAUGCAUACUUUACAAAUGAUAAAAGAUUCUUCUGAACCCUUAUCAAGAAGAAUACAUUUAUUUUCAAAUGAUUUUUCAUUACCUGGUGAUGUCCAUCUUGUUAAUUUUCGUACAUUAAAUGAUAAUAUAAACAGUGAAAAAUUUCAUGUAUCAGACAGUAUGGCAUUUAUUUUAAGAAAAUUUUCGUAUGAUUGUAUUCAGGACUACGAUAAAUUUUAUCAAUUCAAUGCAAUUAAAUUUGAAAAUAUUUUUAAAUCGGAACAAAUUGAUAGAAUUGAUAAAACAUCUUUAACUUUACGUCAUACCGAAGAAAAGGUUGAUAUAACAUCAAAAUUAGUUAUACCUGUUGCCGAGAUUGUAACUUAUCGAAUAAAAAUACGAUAA
Messenger RNA from Didymodactylos carnosus, 3348 nucleotides. The record is from the annotation of a GenBank genome assembly. Lineage: Eukaryota; Metazoa; Rotifera; Eurotatoria; Philodinida; Philodinidae.